AUGAUUCCAAAAACAUUAAUUAAAUUUUAAGAUGAUCUUUUAUCAAAAUCAGAAAUUCCAGUUAUUUAAAUUAAUCUUCCUGACAUGAUUAAAUGUUAAUCUAAGUUAUAUAUUUUAUUUAUUAAUUAUUAGAUCUUAUUAUGAAGAAUAAUUGAAGGACAUUUUAGAAGAUGGGUCUGAUUAAUUUGAGGAGAUUGCUAAUAUAAUCUCAGAGUUAAGAUAAAAUAUAAAGAAAGACUUUAAUUAUCUAUCAAUCCAUUAAUAAAAAUAGGAGCAAGAAAGUUAAUAAAAUGAGGAGGAAGCAGUUUAGAAUAAUGAUGGAUAUGCACUUUCAGAUCAAGAGAUGUGA
Paramecium sonneborni is the source of this 349-nucleotide messenger RNA. NCBI's taxonomy places the organism in Eukaryota, Ciliophora, Oligohymenophorea, Peniculida, Parameciidae. The record is from the annotation of a GenBank genome assembly.